Molecule: messenger RNA, 6368 nt
Organism: Phycodurus eques (leafy seadragon)
Lineage: Eukaryota; Metazoa; Chordata; Actinopteri; Syngnathiformes; Syngnathidae
Product: 1-phosphatidylinositol 4,5-bisphosphate phosphodiesterase beta-4-like
Exons: 40
Coding region: 290-4012 (1240 amino acids)
Biological process (GO): lipid metabolic process; phosphatidylinositol-mediated signaling
Molecular function (GO): phosphatidylinositol-4,5-bisphosphate phospholipase C activity; calcium ion binding
Source: RefSeq, a predicted model, not a curated record
AAAAGAAGAGAAGCUUGUUGGUCGGACGGCCGCCGCUCAGUCUCCACUGGAGGGCUACGCGAGCACCGGGACCACCAGCACCACUAGCAGGGAGACCAAGAGGAGGCAGCCGGGAAGGGAACGAGCCGCACCGGAAUGCUUGCUGGACUCCUCUCGGCCGGCCGAGACAUGAGUGGAUCCCGCUGAACGUAAUUGAUGCAGAACUGAGGGGCCUAGUGCUGUCCUUUGCUGUUUCCCCCGACCCCUUCCCUCAUUUUGCUGACCCACCCCACUCGGUCUGUGAGCAGCCAUGACAAAGUCGUACGAGUUCAACUGGCAGAAGCAUGUGCCCGAGUUCAUGCACGAGGGCGCCCCCUUCGACAGGUUUGAUGAGGACCCGUACAUCUUUGAGCCCAAUUGUCAGGUGAAGGUGGAUGACUAUGGCUUCUUUAUCUCCUGGAAAAGUGACGGAAAGGAGGGCCAGGUGCUGGAGUGCUCCCUCAUCAAUAGCAUCCGCGUCGGCGCUGUGCCCAGGGACCCGAAGAUUCUGUCGUCGUUCGAGGCCAUGGGCAAGACGGAGGCGGACCUGGAGGGCUGCGUCAUCUGCAUCUGCAGCGGCGCCGACCUGGUCAACCUCAAUUUCAUGUUUAUGGUGGCGGAGAACCCGGACACCGCCAGGAAAUGGACAGAAGGACUGAGGUCGGUCAUUCACAACUUCAAGGCCAACAACGUGUGUCCGAUGACUUGCCUGAAGAAGCACUGGAUGAAAAUGUGCGUCCUGACCAAUGUUAAUGGCAAGAUUCCUGUUAGAGGGAUCACACGGACGUUUGCAUCAGGCAAGACGGAGAAGGGCAUCUUCCAGGCCCUGAAGGACCUGGGCCUUCCGAGUGGCAAGAACGACGAGAUCGAACCCUCGGUGUUCACGUUUGACAUUUUCUACGCGCUCACGCAGAAGAUCUGCCCUCGCACGGACCUAGAGGACCUCUUCAAGAAGAUCAAUGGGAGCAAAAGUGAUUAUUUAACAGUAGACCAGUUAGUCAGCUUUCUCAAUGAAAACCAGCGGGACCCGCGGCUCAACGAGAUCCUCUUCCCGUUCUACGAUCCCAAGAGAGCCACGCAGAUUAUCGAAAAGUACGAACGGGACGAAGCGCUCAAGAAGAAAGGCCACAUGUCCAGCGACGGUUUCUGCCGCUACUUGAUGUCAGACGAGAACGCGCCGGUGUUCCUGGACCGCCUGGAGCUGUACCAGGACAUGGACCAGCCGCUAGCCCACUACUUCAUCAGCUCGUCACACAACUCCUACCUGACGGGCCGGCAGUUUGGCGGCAAGUCGUCGGUGGAGAUGUAUCGCCAGGCCCUGCUCUCAGGAUGCAGAUGCGUCGAGUUGGACUGCUGGGACGGCAAAGGAGAGGACCAGGAGCCCAUCAUCACUCACGGCAAGGCCAUGUGCACCGACAUCCUGUUCAAGGAUGUAAUCCAAGCCAUCAAGGACACGGCCUUUGUUACCUCAGAGUUUCCUGUUAUUUUAUCCUUUGAGAACCACUGCAGUAAACCGCAACAGUACAAAAUGGCCAAAUAUUGCGAGGAGAUCUUUGGCGACUUUCUCCAGAAGCAGCCUCUGGACAAUUUUCCGAUCGAAUCCGGUCGUCCUUUACCCUCGCCCAAUGACCUGAAACGAAAAAUCCUCAUCAAAAACAAGCGAUUGAAACCGGAAGUGGAGCAGAAGCAACUGGAAGCCUUCAAGAAGCACAUGGAGGCGGGCGAGACCAACACCACCGCCAUCAUCAUGGGAGAGGAGAACGAGGACGACACCGAGAACGGAGAAAAGGAGCCCGACGAUAAGGACGUGACCUCAGACGCGCCCAGCAGCCUGUCGGAGGCGGCCAGUGACAAAGAGGCCAACAGUGACUCGCAACCAAACGCUGUGAGCACCAGGAAAGUGGAAGAGCGUAGCAACAGUAUCAAGAAGGCGCCUGAAGACGAAACAACGGAGAUAUCCGAGGCUACGGAAGCCGCCGACGUCACAGAUAUCUCCGAGGCGUCCGACCCAGACAACAACAAGAAAGGUGGCGAAGGCUCCGAAGACUUGGAAGAGGCUCUGAUCGCUCAGUACACGUACGUGGGCGCGACCACCAACAUCCACCCGUACCUGUCCGCCAUGGUCAACUACGCGCAGCCCGUCAAGUUCCAGAGUUUUGACGUGGCCGAGGAGAAAAAUAUCCAUCACAAUAUGUCGUCUUUCAACGAGUCCGUGGGCCUUGGCUACCUCAAGACCAACGCCAUCGAAUUUGUCAACUACAACAAGCGUCAGAUGAGCCGUAUCUACCCCAAAGGGGGCCGAGUGGACUCCAGUAAUUACAUGCCUCAGAUCUUCUGGAACGCCGGCUGCCAGAUGGUCUCGCUCAACUUCCAGACCCCAGAUUUGGCCAUGCAGCUGAACCAGGGAAAGUUUGAGUACAACGGCUCCUGCGGGUACCUGCUGAAGCCCGACUUCAUGCGACGGUCGGACCGCAUGUUUGAUCCCUUCUCGGAGACGCCGGUGGACGGCGUCAUCGCCGCCACGUGCAGUGUACAGGUGUUCUCUGGCCAGUUCCUGUCGGACAAGAAGAUCGGCACGUACGUGGAAGUGGACAUGUACGGCCUGCCGACCGACACCAUCCGCAAGGAGUUCCGCACGCGCAUGGUGAUGAACAACGGGCUCAACCCCGCCUACAACGAGGAACCCUUCGUUUUCCGAAAGGUGAUCUUACCGGAUCUGGCGGUGCUGCGCCUCGCCGUCUACGACGACAACAACAAGCUGAUCGGCCAGCGCAUCCUGCCGCUGGACGGCCUGCAGGCCGGCUACCGUCACAUCUCGCUGCGGAACGAGGGCAACAAGCCCCUCUCGCUGCCCACCAUCUUCUGCCAGAUCAUCCUCAAAACCUACGUGCCCGACGGCUUCGGAGCUAUUGUCGACGCUUUGUCCGACCCCAAGAAGUUUCUGACCAUCGCCGAGAAGCGAGCUGACCAGAUGAAAGCCCUCGGCAUUGACACGAACGACAUCGCCGACGUCCCGAGCGGAAGCUCCAAGAACGACAAGAAGGGAAAGGGCAAAGGCGACACCGUGAAGACCAGCGUGACGCCGCAGAGCAGCUCGGACGUCGCUCAGACCUCCAACGCCUCCCAGAACAACACGGCGGAGACCAAGAGAGAUAACGCACUGGUUCCUAAUGUCAGCAUUGACGACUUAAAGCAAAUGAAGACGUACAUUAAACUCAUAAAAAAGCAGCAAAAGGAGCUGAGCGCGUUAAAGAAGAAGCACUCGAAGGAUCAAAACGUGAUGCAGAAAACGCACUGCACGCAGGUGGACAAGAUGGUGUCGGCGCACGACAAGGAGAAGAGCACACUGGAGAAACUUCUGGAGAAGGCCAUCAAGAAGCGAGGGGAAAACAACUGCCAAGAGCUGAAGAAGGAAACCGAAGUCAAAAUCCAGACGCUGCUCACUGAUCACAAAACCAAGGUGAAGGACAUGACGGCGCAGCACACCAAGGAACGGUCGGAGCUGAUCGGCGGCCACGGCAGCAACGAGCAGGAGAUGGAGGACGCGCACGUCACGCAGCAGUGCGAGCACCUCAAGAAGCUGCUGAACAGCGUUCAGGAGCAGCAGACCGGACAUCUCAAAAUCAUACACGAGCGGCAGAGCAAAGAGAUGCGAGCCAACCAGGCCAAGAUGUCCAUGGAGAACAGCAAAGCCAUCAGCCAGGACAAGAGCAUCAAAAACAAGGCGGAGAGGGAAAGGAGAGUGCGAGAGCUGAACAGCAGCAACACAAAGAAGUUCCUGGAUGAGAGGAAGAGAUUGGCCAUGAAGCACCAGAAGGAACUGGAGCAGCUGGAGAAGAACCAGAGGGAGCAGGUGGAUAAACUGGACAAGUUCAAUGAGCAGCUUUUGGCAUCACACCAUGCAAACAAACAAAAAGGCAAAGGACAUGCAGCAGAUGGCCAUGUUGGAGGAGGAGAUGGAGCGCAGACCUGCCACAGUGGUGUGAGCGUCUGACGCACGCACGCGCGCACACACACACACACACGCGCGCGUGCCAAAAGCUCAGCCCACCACGCGAACACACUGUAGACCCCCCCCCCCCCCACACACACACAAUACCAUUUCGCUUUGAAACUGUGCACAUAAACACUUUGUUUGUACGUGACAUGAUUGGAAUGUAGCACUGUUUGUACAAUCACACUUGAUUUCUAACUCAAAGCUGUUUUUUUAAUCAUAUUUUGUUAAAGUAGCACUGCUUAAACAAAAAAAGAAAAAAGCCCACAGUAGUGAGGUUACAUCACAAUAAAAGCUCAUCACGGUGUUUGUUUGCCGACAUCGUGGCCGCUUUUUCACCAUAAAUGACCCUCCAAAAACGCUGUAAACACAAUUAAAAUUGUUCAGAUUUCCUCAUUAAGCGCUUCCAUACAUUUGUGUUUCUCUAAUGAAUCAUUGAGUGAUGACUAUUUUUGUAUCCAACCGUAUGGAGGCAUAAGGCAAAAAUAAUUCAUUAUUAAUAUGAUUUCACUGCUGAAAAAAUCAGUUGUGUUGCCUCAAAUAUUAUAUUGCAAAAGGAUACCUGAAAGUUUACUUUUUUACAUGUAUUAUUCUUUCUCACCCUUCAAAUCUUGACUAAAAUGUGUUUUGAGUGUGUAAAACAGGGGUGGGCAAAAUCCCUUCUUUAAUAGCAUUUGCAUUAUUAAAAAUCCUGUAAUAUUUGUUGCAUUCAUUUCAGCUGUUUUCUUUUCCUCAAAAUGUGUUAAUUGAAUGUAUUUAUUCAUUUUUAUUUAUUUGUGUUCAUUCAUCACAUACAAAAUAUUUUUAAAUUAAAGAAUUACUUGAUUAAUUUUAAUAUUUAUAAAUAAUAAAACAAUAGGCUGAAUUAUUAUUUUAUUGCCAUAGAAACUAUUUUUAUAUCCACAUUUGAACUUUUUUUUAACUUUGUUUUUUACCUCAUCUAUUCGCGACCAAGCCCAGUGGUUGUCAAACGUUUUACACCAAGUACCACCUCAAAACAAUACCACCGUUUUUUUUACAUUAUAAUAGUAACGUAGUAGGCCUAAGUGUUCAUCAGGUUUUACCUGUAAAACAGUUGUCAAAAGUAUAUUUCAUAUUAUUGUAAGCCACUUUAACAUUAUGCAGUUUGUUUAUCAGCACUACACUAAAAUAUCGGGGGACUGUACUUAAAUAAUUAUUCAUUAAAAAUUGAUUGCACAUGAAAGUUAAAUAGAAACUGUGCCAAAAUAUUUUUGGGAACAAACCAUUCUUAAAGAUUAAAUGCAAAUACAUUGAACUUCAUAGUUAAAUAUAACUAAACUGUAUUCGGGGAGGGAUUUUGUUUUCUCACGUGCCACUAGAGGGCGCCUACAUACCACUUCACUGACCUCGCCCAUCUCUGUUUUGUUAUCAAAUGUGGGCCCAGAGGACAAAGGUUUGCCCACCCCUGAUGUCAAAUAAUACACAAUAGCAGUAAUGACGCCAUUCAAAUCAAGUUGACGUUAAAAAAAAUAAACUACAAAAAUGGCCACCAAAAACGCUGCCACGCGUGCAGGAUCAUCAUCACCUCACCGGGUAAUCGUUACGUCGCGUUUCUUUUUCUAUUUUCUUUUUUUGUUUCCGUCUAAUUUGUUCGAGACCUCCGCCGAGGUACAAUGAAUGAGAGAAAAAAAAAGUGCUUUUAUUCUUUGGCUUUGCAAACGUGCCACUCGCCGCUGUCUGUUAGGAUUCUGUUAACUUAUUUGAGCGAGUGUCAAUGCCAAAUUCAAGGGUUAUUUAUAUGGAGAUCUCUAUAUACAUACAUAUAAAUAAAUGAACAUAUAUAUAUUAGAUAUGAUGUGUAGUUGAAUUAUUUGUUAGAGGCUUUUAGCUUCCUUUUUUGCACUUAUGUUGUCUUUCAAGUUGGUCCAGAAGCAAAAGUUAUUUUUGCAAAUGUUUUUCCUUUUUUUUUUCUCUUCUUCUUCAAACUGUAGCUCUCAAAUCAAACCAUACUGUGUGCGUGCGUGCGUGUUCUUUCUUUUCUUUAUUUGUAUUUCUAUUGUACUGUUGAACUUAUAGCGACGAUGACAGCUCCUUUAAUACUGUUUUAUAGUAUGUGUACCAAUAAAUGACAGUGGAACAUGGGACCUCAAAAAUCUGAUUGGAUGUUUUUUUUCUUUUGCCAUAUUUUCACGUGUCAUAAGCACAAGAAAUCUGCAAUUCUUCACUUAAAAAAAAAUAAAAUAAUUCGUCCGUCCAUUUCUCGCUGCCAGUUCUUGAUAAGCAAAUUCACUUUUUGGUGUUUUACAUUUGAACUUUGGUAAAAAGAUUUGCCGGAGUCUUACUGUUUUCAAUGUGAGUCCGUUUAACGUCAUGCGAUGCCUGUGUAUGCUCGUUG